AACUUGUAAUGCAUUGAAAUUUUCAAUUAUUAUUGCAGUACUUGAGAAGUGAGUCGCGAAGACAGUUGUGAGGGAUGUCUGGGAUGUCAGGUAUGGGUCAGUCGGGUGUCGGGCCCAGCGGUCAGGGAUCACAGCCUUCACAACAGACCGAACAGAAGUACGAUUUGAUCCAAAGAGUCCGUCAACUCGUCUAUACUCUGAAGGAAUCGCUUGCAACCGAACAGAAGUACGAUUUGAUCCAAAGAGUCCGUCAACUCGUCUAUACUCUGAAGGAAUCGCUUGCAAACGUGAUGAAAGUGUCCGCACAUAACAUACAACACAAUUCGUUGAUUGACAGCGGAUUGAAAACGAGCGAAGAAUCGGAAAUACGUUUUGAUAAAGCGUUGGAAGACUUCUUCUCCAUUUGUAAUCAAAUAGAACUCCAUUUAAAAACAAUCCUCGAGUGCGCGAUUCAGGCGAGGGAUAGUCACCUCUACCUACCCUUUACUAUCAAUAAGUCGGACAGCAUUGAGACCAACCCUAAUAUGCCGACCGACUCGUUGUCAUACAACCAGUAUUUAAUGACAAUCAAAGGUCAGGUGAACUUCGCUAAGACUAUUCACGACAUGUUAGUGGAGGGCUCCAAACGGAUCACUCAAACAGAUCUGCCAAUCAAUCCGAUCAUAAGCGCAACGACUCCCACACAAAAUAACUGAUCAACUUUUACAUCACUUUUGUUGAGUUUCAUACAAUCUUUUUAUUUAAAUACAUUCGUAGUGUUAAUGCUUUAAAAAAUACUAAAAUAAAAUGAAUUAUUGAAUUAAAUA
Molecule: messenger RNA, 806 nt
Organism: Medioppia subpectinata
Lineage: Eukaryota; Metazoa; Arthropoda; Arachnida; Sarcoptiformes; Oppiidae
Source: the annotation of a GenBank genome assembly